Trichechus manatus latirostris (Florida manatee) is the source of this 3446-nucleotide messenger RNA. It is a transcript of the gene GSAP, whose product is annotated as gamma-secretase activating protein. Gene Ontology annotation, biological process: positive regulation of amyloid-beta formation. The record is from RefSeq and is a predicted model, not a curated record. Gene Ontology annotation, cellular component: trans-Golgi network. The coding region runs from base 73 to 2634 and encodes 853 amino acids. The transcript is spliced from 31 exons. Lineage: Eukaryota; Metazoa; Chordata; Mammalia; Sirenia; Trichechidae.
AGCCGGAGCGCGGAGGGCCGGGAAUGCCCGCGGCGCGGGGCCGCACAGCCGCCGGUGGCCCCUGUCUGGGCGAUGGCUCUGCGUCUCGUCGCCGACUUCGAUCUCCAGAAGGACGUGCUCCCGGGGCUGCUGGCGCAGCGAGCGGUGCUGGCUGUCGCUGGGGCCAGAGGCGGCGGCGUAGGUAUUUUAGAAAAUUAUGACAGUUUACGUGUACAAAAUAUUGAAAGAAAUGGAAAUAUUAUUUAUACUUAUAAGGAUGAUAAGGGAAAUGUUUUCUUUGGAUUAUAUGAUCGCCAAACCCGACAAAAUGAGCAUCUCUAUACCUUUGAGACAGACUUUCAAGUUGUCAGUUGCUCUGUCAACAGUGAGAGAACUUUGCUUGCUGUAAGUUUAGUUCAAGCUACUAAAGAAGGAAGAAGGAAUGAGCAUCAACCAGAAUCAAAGUGUUUAACUUUGUUAGUGGAAAUCCACCCCAUUAACAAUGUGAAGGUUCUAAAAGCAGUGGAUAGCUGUAUUUGGGCACAGUUCCUCUACCCACAUGUUGAAAGUCACCCUCUUUCAGAGAACCGUCUGUUACUGAUUUCAGAAGAGAAAUAUAUUGAACAAUUUCAUAUCCAAGUCACCCAAGAAGAUGGAGAUAAAGUGGUGAUUAAAAAUUCUGGCCAUCUUCCAAGAGACAGAGUAGCUGAGGAUUUUGUUUGGGCUCAGUGGGAUAUGUUAGAGCAAAGACUAUACUACAUUGACCUGAAGAAUUCAAGGACUAUCUUAAAAUGCAUCCAGUUUAAUGCUGAUGAGAACUUUACUCUAAUGUUUGAAGCAUCCUUGGACAUAUCAUUAAAAGACUCAGGAUUUAAGCUUGUCAACUUUGGAUGUGAUUAUCUUCAAGAUCAAGAGAAAUUUUCCAAACACCUGAGUCUGUGUGUUUUUACCAACAAAACAGGAAGCUUAUGUGUAUGCUACAGCCCGAAGUUUGACUCUGGGAAACAAAUCACAUACUCGGUGUUCUACUUUCAUAAAGGGCAUAGCAAAACCUUCACCGCUGCUCUUGGGAGUGCUGACUCACAUGUGACAAAGGGUAUUACUUUUCUCAACCUAGACUGUUACGUGGCUGUUUACUUACCUGGUCAUUUCUUUCACCUACUUAACAUACAACAUCCAGACUUGAUCUGCCACAGUCUGUUUCUGACAGGAAAAAAUGAAAUGAUUGAUAUGCUACCUCAUAGUCCUUUACAGUCACUGUCAGGGUCCAUGGUACUGGACUGGAAUUCUGGAAAGCUCUAUAGAGCACUCCUCAACCAGUCGUAUUUGUUACAGUUAUUGUGGAACACCCCUCUGGACUGUGAGAGGAUGGCCGUGCUGCACUGCGUGCUCUCAUGCGGCAGAGACUCACGGUUCCUGGAAGCCCAGAUUAUUCAGUGGAUUUCUGAGAACAUCUCUGCCUGCCAUUCAUUUGACCUCAUUCAGGAAUUUAUAAUUGCUUCUUCAUACUGGAGCAUAUGUCCAGAGACCAGUAAUGUAGAUAAACUUUUGCCAUAUUCCUCAGUGAUCACUUGGAAUACAGAAAUCCCUGGAAUAACCCUUGUGACAGAAGAGAUUGCGUUGCCUCUUAUGAAGGUGCACAGCUUUAAGGGCUACUGGGAAAAACUGAACUACAACCUAGAAUAUGUUAAGUACGCCAAGCCACACCUCCACUAUAACAACAGCGUGAUCAGGAAAGAAUGGAACAACCUGAUCUCGGAAGAGAAAACAGGAAAAAGAAGGUCCACAGCAUAUGUGAGGAAUAUUCUCGAUAAUGCAAUGAAGGUGAUUUUUAACCUAGAAGCAAGGAGUUUGGAGCCAAGACUAACGCCCCUCUUCCAGGAGGAAGACAACCACCAGAGGCUGCUCGUGGGGCUCAUGGUGUCUGAACUAAAAGACCACCUUUUGAGACACCUACAAGGUGUAGAAAAGAAGAAAAUUGAACAGAUGGUUCUGGACUACAUUUCAAAACUGCUGGAUCUCAUUUGCUGCAUAUUGGAAGCCAGUUGGAGGAAACAUAAUCUUCAUCCCUGGGUUCUACACUUUGAUAGGCGUGGCAGUGCUGCUGAGUUUGCAGUCUUUCACCUCAUGACCAGGAUUUUGGAAGCUACCAACAGUUUGUUUUUACCUCUGCCUCCUGGUUUUCACACUCUGCACAUGGUCCUUGGUGUCCACUGUCUCCCUUUGCAUAACCUGCUGCAUUACAUUGAUAAUGGAGUGUUGCUGCUCACAGAAACAGCUGUUACAAGGCUUGUGAAAGAUCUGGAUAAUACAGAGAGGAAUGAAAAACUAAAAUUUAGCAUCAUUGCACGGCUUCCUCCGCUUAUUGGUCAGAAGAUCAGUCGACUUUGGGAUCAUCCUAUGAGUUCCAAUAUUAUUUCACGGAAUCAUGUGAAGCAAUUGCUUCAGAACUAUAAGAAACAGCCUCGGGAUUCUAUGACUGACAAGUCAUCAUUCAGUGUAGAAUUUCUGCCUCUGAACUACUUCAUUGACAUACUGACAGACAUUGAGUCCUCCAAUCAAGCUCUGUAUGCUUUUGAAGGACAUGACAAUGUGGAUGCAAAAUUUGUAGGGGAAGCAGCUCUGAAACACACCACAAUGCUUUUAGGCUUAUAAAAGAGCAAAUGCAGUUAAAUCAGCUUCCAAUAUUUUAAUCUCGCUUUAACAAUAUUUAAAAUUGUUGAUAAUAAUCAGAAUAUAUUCUUGAGCCAUCUGAACUGCAGUUUGGUACUUGUUUAGACAGAGCUAAACUGCUGUACCUCACCCCAAUUUUAAACAUCAGGUGAGCAGUCAAGUAUAGAGAAAUGAUAAAAAGUCCAAAGAGGCAUUUAAAAAAAAAAAAGAACUCAUCCCUGUUGAGUGAAUUCCCACUCACAGCGACCCUAUAGGACACAGUAGAAUUGCCCCAUAGGGUUUCCAAGGAGCGGCUGGUAGAUUUGAAUCACCAAACUUUUGGUUAGCAGCCAGGCUCUUAACCACUAUGCCAAGAGGCAUAAAAUGGCAUAAAUGAUGCUCUUCAGAGAAUUAUUUUACUAAUGGCCUAAUAGGCCCCAAACUAGUCUCUUUGCACUCUGAAAUAAAACAUGCUUUAAAAAUGCAGGGAACAGUCCUUGAAAAGCAUAAACUAGAUGUGUCUUUGUAAAGAACAUAUACUAAGAAAAAUUAAAUGUUACAUAAAAACUCUAUUUGGAUAGAGGAGACUUGCAAAAAAACGGGAUUUGGACUAAAUGAAAUCUUCUAUCUCCAGUAUAGAAUAAUUUAUAACAUAUAUUAGUUUGUACAUACAGUAUUUGGAGUACAGUUUGUCUUUGUGAUGGUUCAGAUGGAACUGUGUUUAAAUUUUUUAAGGUUUUUUUUAUAUUUAUAAAAGUUUGAUUUAGUAAUGUCUAGUCAUUAAAAAAAAAAAAAAAAGAAAAGAAAAAAUAAAA